AUGUCCCAGUCAACAGACACAUCCACACGUGUUUCCCUUGAGACCUUCAAGAUCCCCAAAUCGUCUUUCACAGCAUUCAGACUACUGUACGCCCCUGCCUAUGAAGUUGGAGAACACGCCAAACUGGUGUUUUUGGGCAAAGCACCCGAUGCUUGGUAUGGCGGCCAGCAGUAUGGCAUUCUUUCACGUACGUUGAAGCGGGCCAAAAAAAAAGUGAAGAGCAAAAUCAGAAAAUCAAAACUGGUGGUCGACUAUUCUCUACGACAGACCGUACCAGAGACAGCGUGGUGGCGAAAUGUUGAUGAGGUUUGUGAGGAUACAGAGUCUGAAGAGGGUAUGAGGCUCCCUGAUAUCAAUAAUGAGCCGGCAAUUCCUCAAGCCAACUUGAGUAACAGAAUUGGCGGAGAUGAAGAAUCCUCAGCGCGAGAGUCACGGAUAGAGGAUACGACUCUUGACUUUAAUGAGUACAACGACAGGAUUUUUAAUGAGGCUUUGGCAGAGAUCGACUCAGAAGUUGGGCUGAUAAUCACGGGAGAGACCCCAGCUGCUCGUAUGCUGGCGAGAAACGUAUCUUUUGAUGUUGACGAGCGGGAAUGUGAUGACCAGGAUCAUUUGCAGAUUCCAUUUAUAGAAACAUCAAGGGCUUUAUCUCCGUCUAAAGAACAUGUGACGUCGAUUAUGGCACACGCUCGGAGUAACUCCACAGAUCCCUUCGUGAACAAACCUCAGAGUGUUAGGUUCGAACCGAGCUUGCGAGAUUCAAAGCACUCGAGGAUUUCGUAUGCUGCUCCAAACCCAGAGACCGAGGAGAGGAACAGAGAGCUCGAAUGCGAGUACAUCAAAGCACACAAGAAGCAUCUCAAAACUUUGAAGAAAAUAGGGCACAUGGCACAAAAGUCGGGAGGAAAGGCGAGAAAAGGAGGAUCUAGGGUCAAGCUGAAAGUUGCCCACAAGAUUUUGAGCCGAUUCAAGCCUGGAGAGAUCGUGAGAGUCGAUAGAAUGUUAGUGCAAAUACUGAGAGCUGAUGAAUUUACCCUGAUGGUUCAUUAUAGCGAGAAAUCCACUUCAGAGUUGCGGAUCACUAGGAGGUGGCGGGAGUAUAACGUUGUGCUUCGUAAAGCUGACGACCUGCUGGCUCUUCUCACAGUUCAAUUCUACGAUGCAAAAAGAGGGAAAAGGUUCGAAGAGAAGCCUGACUACAAGAUUCAUUUAUUGCCAAAUGUCAGGGUUGGUUUCUUUAGUCACUGCGAUAGGACUAUCAGCGUCACACAAACGCUCGAUACUGGCGCCCGUGUUGCCCUCAUUAACGCCAAGUAUGAGAAUGUGGCAUUCACGUGGCUUUUCAUUGUGAAAGGAAUUCUAGAAGGAGAUGAGGAGGUAGUGUUUAAUAUCUCGUUUCCUGGAAUUCGUCAGCAAAUAAGUAUUCCUAUGCACCCUUCCAUGAUCAAGGAAAUUACCAGAACGCUGCCUCACUUGGAAAUUGAUACCUUGGACUACGGCUAUCAUAUCUCACAGGGAGUCUUGCCAAAUUACUUAAGAGACAGAAUUUACGCAAAGCUCAGCCACGCGACUCACUUCAUAGAAGAAGUGAAGGAGUGGCUUGCCAAGAAUCCUGAACCAUGGUUCUGUUAUAAACUUUACGACCGUGUUGAAUGGGUUCCUAGGGAUAGUAAGUCCUUCCUCAUUAUGCAUAAACUUUGGCAUAAAUCACACUCGCUUAAUAUUAGACAGGCGAGCAGGCCUCCUUUGUCUAUCGAAGAUCACCAUGGAACAGUGUGGGGUAAACCGUAUCCCAUCGAGGGCUUUUUGGGAAGAGCAACAAAUACAUCCGGUAACGAAGUGUCGAAUUUUCGGGUAUUUUACAAGAUUUCCUACUUCUAUACCGUGGAGAAUAUUUUGUUCCUUUCAAAAAUGUUUAAUGCGAUUCCGCCUUCUCCAACAAAUGGUCUAAGAGAUCCCGAUGAAGAAGAUGCGAUGCUUCCCGAGUUCUUUAUAAAAGACCCAUAUGAGGUAGAUAAACAUGGUCAUAUUCCAUGGCUUAAUCUGCCUGACUUCACAAACAGAGAUAAACACACAGUAGACGAGCUUGAGCGUAAAAUCGUUCAAAUAGUCAGAGCGGAUGCCAUGAUUGACCUCUUGCAGGUAAAGCAUAUCAAACUGCAUUCUUACAAGAAGUUGUUCAAGGAGCAGCUAUACUUUCAUUGCAUGUUUUGGCACUCAAGCCCAAGAAUUUUGGACGACGAGAAUAUCAUAGAUUGCGCCUUAGAAUUAGAGCUUCAAAACGACAGCAGGUUUAUCUUGAUGGCACCAUCUCGAGCUUGCAGAGAUGAAUGGCUUCGAAGAUUAAACGAGCUCGUCGCAUACUACAAGAUUGCAGAAGGGCACAGAGUAUUUCUAGCGCUGAAAAAUAGACAGAGGAACAUGGAAACAUUGGAUUUCAGCGAGUACGUCGACUCCAAUUUCGUCAAUGAGAGCCAUGGCUUCGAAACUCCAUUUUCCGUAGCAAACGACCAUAUCUUUGACAUGAGUGCGAUUUCGAUGUCCAGUUGUAUUCUAAUGAGUGGUUAUUUAUAUCAGAAGCACAAAAAGCACGCCAAUUUUGCCGCUUUUUAUGUGGUGUUAUGCCCUGGACAUCUUAUAUUGUUCUCUAUAGCCAAAAGAUCCAAGGCUACAGGUGCAAUUAAGGUUACUCCAUGCUACGAGCAUCAUAUUACUAUCCCCAUUUCCGAGUGCUUCGUUUAUUCAGGAAACCAGACAGCCUUUGAUUUAGUCGAAAGCGAUAACGGUAGUCAAGAAAAGCAUUCUGGCCGGAAUCACCUUCCAAGAAUUUACCCUGAUGGGUGGAAGCUGUGCGAGGAGGAGCUGCAGCUUUGUUUCACUUUAUGGUUUGGAAAGAAAAGAAAGCUCAGGCAUCAGCUUGAAGUUGCAAACAACCCUACACUUAUUAGCAUGGUGAGGCUUCUAGGAAUAACAGGUAAGAGCAUGGUUUUCAUGACAAGGUCAAGGGUAUUGCGAGAAGCAUGGGUGACCAAACUACUUAAGGAGAUCACACGGUUUUCAGGCAUAUCAUGA
Molecule: messenger RNA, 3072 nt
Organism: Candidozyma auris
Lineage: Eukaryota; Fungi; Ascomycota; Pichiomycetes; Serinales; Metschnikowiaceae
Exons: 1
Coding region: 1-3072 (1023 amino acids)
Biological process (GO): ascospore-type prospore membrane formation; protein localization to prospore membrane
Cellular component (GO): prospore membrane
Source: RefSeq, a predicted model, not a curated record